AUGGCUUUGCAGGAGCUCUACCCUCUCUUCAAGAAUAACAAGAAGCAGAGGCUUAGCAAGGACUUUGAUCUCUUCGCCCGAGAUCAUGCACCUCUGUACCAAAUGGACGAGUUGAAACGUCAGUUCUCUGUUGCAGAACAUGAACUCGACAAGGCGUUCGACAAAGCAAACGAGAAAAGAGUCGCUCCUUGGGACAGUGAACCAAUGAACCACAAGCUUAUUGCGGAGUUGGAGGAGCGCAAGAAGAUGGUCACCGAAGGCAACAAACUGGGGAAGAAAGCCCUUGAGACGCUCGAAGCGAUGAAGACAUACACCACCAUGAUCGACGAGGGACCGACGCGGAUCCGGAAGGAGAUUGCGGACUACAUCUUGAGCAUCCUGCCAGACGCCAAGGAUUUGCUUCUCAAAAUUGACUUGCAUAUUCAGGGCGAGAUGAAGCGAUUGAGAGUGCACAACACGGAGCUGAUUGGGCAGAAUGCGGUGUUGAAGUCUCAGGCAGAACAGGCAGGGAGCUCGAAGGAUGCUGAGAUCAUGGCCAUGUUGCAAAAGGUGCAAGGGAAUCUUGUCGUGAAGGCGGAGGAAGAAAAGGCCGAGUUCGAGAGAUUAAAGGAAGUGGAAGAAGAUUUCAUCCGGAGCAAGGACCGUUGGGACCACGCCAGACAAACUUUCGAUGAAAACGAGGAGCAGUUUCGAGUGGAUAUCGAGCAGGUGAAAGAGGAGCUCGAGAAUUGCACCGCGAGAAUAAAUCAGAUGGACCGACUGAGGCAGGAGGCUGACGAGGACAUCGAAGAGCUCGAGAACGCAAAGGAACAGCUUGGCGAAGAGUUGGCGAAGGAGAAGAAGAAGGCUUCGGACGAGAAGCAACAUGCCAGGGAACUUCAGGCAUCGCUUGGAGAGGAGCUGGAUGAGAAAGAACGCAAAGAUCGGCAGAUUCGACAACUCGAAGAGGAGGUGCAGCAGCUGUGCCAAAGCAAAGAUGAGCGAAUUCAACAACUCGAGAUGGAAAUGCAGGAGCUGGCUGAGACGAAAGACCAGAAGAUCCAACAAGUUGCGAUGGAAAAGCAGGAGCUGGCUCAGAUGAAAGACCAGAUUAUCCAACAAGUUGUGGUGGAAAAGCAGGAACUGGCUCUGAUGAAAGACCAGAUCAUCCAACAAGUUGCGAUAGAAAUGCAGGAGCUGGCUCAGACGAAAGACCGGAAGAUCCAACAACUCGAGAUGGAAAAGCAGGAGCUGGCUCAGACGAAAAACCAGCACAUUCAACAGCUCGAUAAGGAGAAGCAUGAGCUCCUGCAGAACGCCGUUUCAAAGGAUCGCCAGAUUUCGAAGCUCGAGAGAAAGGUGGAGAAAUCAGCAGCAGAUUUUGAGUUGGCGAAGGAUCGAUACCGCGAGUAUUAUGGGAUCUCGCAGGUGCAGGAGAGAGAGCAUCAGGGCCUUCUCACUUCGAAUGACAGGUUUGGUCACCUCUUGGAGCAUGUCACUAACGCUGCACACAGAAAAUCCAACCGAAUCGGCCGACUUCAUGGCGGGAACAUGCGACUGAAGAAGGCUGUAAUGGGGAAGAAUAAACAACUGCUCGAGAGAGAUGAGCGCAUCUCUCGCAUAAUGGCGCAAGGGAAUACUCUCGAACAGCAGAAGGCAACCUUGCUUGCAGAGAACGAAGAGUUGCAGAUCGACCGCGACUCGUGGAAGAAGGCUGCAGAGGACCUUGACAACGAGCAGACUUUCUGGUUCGAGGAAAAUGAACGACUGGGAAAGUCUGUCGACUCGUGGAAGAAGUAUGCAGAGAAUCUUGACGAGGAAAAGAGAACCUGGCAGCAAGAAAAGAUCACCCUUCAAACCGACAGCACAACAUGGAAGAAUGCAGCUGAUGCGCUUGGAGCAGAGAAGAUUGUGUGGAGUGAGAACAAGAUGGAGAUGGAGACCGAGACUUCUACGUUGUUGGAGACGCUGUUUCAAGCACAGGAGGCUUGGGAUGACGAGAAGGACGCCCUGAAGCUUCAAUUGGAGGGAUCAGGAAAUGUAGCCCUGGAGAAUUCCAACAACUGCACAAUCUUGGUGGCUCAAAAUGAUCUGCAGGCUGCCCAGCUUCAAGGACUCGAUGAGGAACUUCGAAAUGCGAUAGAAGAGAUGGAUACUGCGAAUCGAGAUCUCACUGCCAUGACCAAUGAGAAAAAUGAGGUGAAGCAAGCCCUCGUGGCCAUGACCACACAGAGAGACGAUACACAACGCGAUUUGGCUUCGAUGACAGAGGACAGAGACACUGCAAAGUUCGACCUUGACAGGAGAACCACAGAACGAGAUGAUGCACGACGCGGUCUGGAGUCCAUGGCCAAGGAGCGAGAUGAAGCAACUGUUGAUCUUAACGCUACAACCGUUGAACGAGAUGAAGCACGACGCGAUCUGGAGUCGGUGGCCAAUGAGCGAGAUGCAGCAACCACCAAACUCAGCAUCACAACCAUCGAACGAGAUGAUGCACAACGCGGUCUCGAGUCGGUAACAAAGGAGAGAGAUUCAGCAACUACCAAUCUCAACACCACAAUCAUUGAACGAGACAACUUACAGCGUAAUCUGGAGUUAGUGACGAAGGAGCGAGAUGCAGCAGCCACCAGCCUCGACACGAGAACUACCGAACGAGAUGAUGCACGCUGUGAUCUGGAUUCAAGGACGAAGGAGAGGGAUGCAAGCGCCAUUAACCUUAGCACGAGAACCAUCGAACGAGAUGAUGCACGCCGCGAUCUGGAUUCGGUGACGAAGGAGAGGGAUGCAACCGCCAUUAACCUUCACGCAAGAAUCACCGAGAGAGACAACGCACAGCGCAAUCUGGAAUCGAUUACAAAGGAGAGAGAUCAAUUCCACGAGGAGCUGCAAUUUGCCAUACAGUCGACUCAGCAACUGCAAGAGACCUUUGACGAACAGAAGAGUCAGUUGGAGGAGGCUAGAAAGGAACGUGAUACAUCGCAGGAGAAAUCAGUCAGGUACGGUGAUGCUUGGGUGAGAGCGAAAAAUGCAUACCACACACUGAGGAAGGACUUCGACGACAACCUGAAGGAAGGCCAGGCACUCGAAGAGGAACAUAGACUCUGUGCCACGAAGAUUGAUUCCGAGGUCCAUCAACAGCUUCAACAACGAUUCGACACUUUGAGCGAGGAGCAUUCUUCGUGCCAAGGACUUCAACAACGACUGGACAAGCUACGCCUCGAUCAUUCUGUAUGCCCUGAUGAGCAGUACUUUGGCAAGCUUAAGGAAAUGGAGUGGCAGCAUACUGCGGGUUUGUGGGUCGAGAGGUCUGGGCAUAAUUCUCUCCAGGAGCAGUUCGACGCCAUAAACCUGGAACAUUCGACUUGCCCCGACAAGGAGACCUUUGCAAAGUUAAUUUCUGACCACGAUUGUGGCUUGUGGGUUGAGAAGGCAGUCCACGAUUCACUCCAGGAGGAAUUCAAUGCCACGAAGCAAGAACAUUCUUCAUGCCUUGACGAGGAGACUAUUGCAGGAUUUCAGAAGUUGCAGGCUGAGCAUGACGAUUGUUUGUGGGUGGGAAAGACUGCACACGAUUCGCUUCAACAACGAUUUGACGCAAUGGACUCGGAACAUUCGACAUGCCCUGACAAGAUGGAGUUCAGCGAGUUGGAGCAGAUGAAGUUGUCCCACGGUGAGGGUCUUUGCGCUGCUCAAGCUACCCUAUCUGCUGCGGAAGAGGAGAAGGAGAGAUUGAGAGAUCUUUGCAACAACAAGGUGGAUCGAUCGGAGUUUGACGGUGUUAAGCAACAAGUCGACGCUUGGAAGAGCAAUCACGGCAUUGAGAAGUGUGUUGGCAAGGAGGUUUUCAAUGUCUUGAAUGAGAGAUUCAAGACAAUCUCGAAGGAACACGGACAAUGCCCAGGUGUUGACGAACUUCAGCGUCUUCGAACGGAGUCUCAGCACGAUAACUGCGUUGACCAGGCGACUUACGAUGGACUUGUGGCUCAUCAUCAGCAAUGCCUUACCGCUGAUGAGGUUCAGCAGCUUCGAGGAACAGCAACACAACAUGAGGAAUGCCUUACCGCUGAUGAGAUCCAGGAGCUUCGUGAGGAUGCGACUCAACACCGACAAUGCCCCACCGCCGAUGAGAUCCAGGAGCUUCGUGAGGAUGCGACUCAACAUCAACAAUGCCUCAGUGCUGAUGAAGUUCAUAUGCUCCAUGACUUCCAUUCCAACCACAGCAACUGUGUCGAUCGAGGCUCUUACGAUAUCGUGUUCAAUGCGCAUGGAGGAUGUGAGCAGCAGCUCGCACAGGCAGCAUCACUUCGGCAGGAGUACGAAUCCUUCAAGACUGCGCAUCAGGACUGCGAGGAUGUGGCAGCACAAUUGGGACAGCUUCAGGAGGAACAUCGUCGAUGUGGGGAGAGAUUGAGAUCUGGUACACCCGGUCAAGGACGCUCAGCCCAAUCUUCUCCAGGUAUUGGGACAAUGGGUGCUGGAGGCUUUCAAGUGCCUGGGACUCCUCGAUCUCAAAACCGGCGAAUCUCGAUUCCUCAAACACCAGUCAUAGGACCCGCUUCUGCGCACGGCAGUGGACAGUCUUCUCCGGCUUCUGGCACAUUCGCAUCGCCAGCGACUCCUGGAGGACGGAUUACAACAGGGAUGGGUUCAAUGGGUCUUGGUGGCAUUCAUGGCAAUUCUCCUGGUCAAUCUUCCUCAACAGCUGGUACAUUCGGUCCUCCUCUUCAACAGCUUGGGUCACGACCUUACACCUUCCUUAUCAGCGGGGAGCUCGCCAGUGGGCAAUGCACAUUGUCCGUCAAUCCCUCGGUUAUUCAGUUGAUGGACACGCAAAUCACUCGGUGGACCAGCAAGCCGGAGUACAUUGAUUGGUCGAAGCCAACGUCCGUCAGCCAUAAGCGAUGUUCCGACGCUCGAGUCUACAAGGUUGGAGUCAACAGAAACCCCCCUGCAUCCGAAAAUCCAAAUACGGCGUGCAAGGACUGUGUCAGGAAGCGGGUUCUCUGUACAUUGGUUGGAACGGGCGGUCCUGUUGUUGUGCCUUUGCCUAUAUCUGAGCGAUCUGCUAGUGCGACUCCUAUGAGUGGAGAGUAUUAUGUAAAGGAAAGGAAGAUUGUCAAUGCGCCACCGACGCUGGAGAUGGCGGGCGGUCGUUAUGCCAAUAACAUCACGUGA
This is a messenger RNA of Hyaloscypha bicolor E, 5154 nucleotides long. RefSeq lists its product as uncharacterized. The record is from RefSeq and is a predicted model, not a curated record. NCBI's taxonomy places the organism in Eukaryota, Fungi, Ascomycota, Leotiomycetes, Helotiales, Hyaloscyphaceae. Bases 1 to 5154 code for a protein of 1717 amino acids. The transcript is spliced from 2 exons.